AUGAGUAGUAGUGUGAUAGUUAGAUACAAAGAAUGCAGGCGAAACCAUGCCAUUUCAGUGGGCCUCCAGGCUGUUGACGGCUGCCGUGAGUUUAUGACACCAGCAGCAGAAACAGCUGAGCAAGUAGUAAGCGGAGGCGGCGGAGAUCAGAGGGGUUUUCUGUGCGCAGCGUGCGGUUGUCACCGGAACUUUCACCGAAAGGAGAUUAUUAAGGACGGUGCAGUGGUCCAUUAUGGGAGUAUUAGUACUACUACUCAUCAUCAUGCUCCGUCGAGUUCAGUAGUGCCAAUGUACGUAGUGGUUCAACAACCAGUGGUGCACCCGCCUAAUAAUAAUGUCUUCUCCAGCUAUUAUAAUCAUCAAAAUCAUGAUCAUGGUCUUCAUGGUCGUUAUAAUAAUGAUCAUCAUCAUAUGAUACAGCACUAUGGAUCCUCAGGAGCUAAUAAUAGUAGUCAUGAAGAUGGUCAUGGAGACUUUGAACAGAAGCCUAACAUUUCAUUCAUGACCGGUAGUACUAAGACUGAACCCUUCUAG
Cannabis sativa is the source of this 534-nucleotide messenger RNA. RefSeq names its product zinc-finger homeodomain protein 2-like. The record is from RefSeq and is a predicted model, not a curated record. Gene Ontology annotation, cellular component: nucleus. The transcript has a single exon. The coding region runs from base 1 to 534 and encodes 177 amino acids. Gene Ontology annotation, molecular function: DNA-binding transcription factor activity; transcription cis-regulatory region binding. Lineage: Eukaryota; Viridiplantae; Streptophyta; Magnoliopsida; Rosales; Cannabaceae. Gene Ontology annotation, biological process: regulation of developmental process; regulation of DNA-templated transcription.